AAUUUAAGUUGAAUGGACCUCGGGGAUCAUCUGGACCCACGGUACGCUUCACGCGUGUGAAUAUGGAAGAUUGUUUUGAUGGUAUGCUAGCGGUUGGCAUAAACGUAGAUAUCCAGAGAACCGAUGGUCGUGUGCAUUCUGCUAUUGUCAGUGGUAUCAAUGCCACCUCAAAAAGUGUCACAGUUGAGUGGUACGAAAAGGGUGAGGCGAAGGGGAAAGAGGCAUUCCUACCGGCGUCCAACAGUCAUUAUAUUUCUUGACCUAAAGGCAUCAUUCAACUCUGUCGAUCGAGAAGUUCUCUGGAGAUGCUUGGCUGUAAAGGGAAUUCCGAGAAAAUAUAUUGCACUGAUUAAGGCACUCUACUCGUACUCAUACAGCCAGGUCGAGUUUGAAGCUAUCUUUCAGUUGAAUCCUAAUUUAAAAUAUUCAGUCCCACUAGCAGAGCAUGUAUGUGGGACUGGAGAUACCAAUCGGAAUCCUCCUUCUUCACACCGUCCCUCGUCUACAAAUCAAACGAAUGAAAUCCUCCGCAAUGCAACACCUGUUACAAAUCCAUUACAGCCUUCCUCUGUUCCUGCUGCUUCUACUACUAACACUACUACUGCUACUACUACUACUACGGUUUCUUCUAAUAUACCGUCUAAAGUCAGUUGUACACAAGUAGAUUAUUCAUCGGCUAAUAGUAAUCAAUCCCGCUUAAUACCUCCGUCAACUCGUCUCACGGUAGCAUCCUCUCGUUUGCCUGUUAGUCAUACGGCUAAACGUUCUACAACAAUGGGAGCUUAUGAUGAUCGUACAACAACGCAUUCCUUUCGUCCUCAAGCAUCUGUGGAUACUACAGCCAAUAAUCAAGCGUAUAAUGAAGCAUUCCGUCAUAAUACUGCUGGACAUCAUCAACGCCCGAUGACUGGAGAACCAAUGGAUGAGGAUGUAGAGUCAUCUGAACCUGUUGUUCGUCCAACUGACCAAGAUAAUUAUCAUCAAUUCUCAUCAAAUAUACCUCGUGAAACAGAAAGUAGUAUACUGUUGGGUGAAUGGAUGGAUGAAGAAAAUGGUGAUGCAAGUGAAGAUAAUAUUGUACCAAUUAUAACUAAUGGAAAUCGUGUUGGUGGUGGUGAUAUAUCCCGUCGGCCAACUGGUCGUGCACCCUCCAAUAUAGGCAUAUCUAAUGUAAAUACCACACUGGCUGUAAACAAUACAAUAAUAAAUAGCACUAACAUCACUGCAGCAACAACAGCAGCUGGGGUAGCAUUAGCAGGUAGUAACGUUACUGGUGGAAGCGGAACUUUACGCAAGUCGAAUUGUGUUAAAGAAAUUGAACGUAUACAACAAAGACGCGAAGAACGACGUGCUGCACAAAAAGCAGUUCGUGAUCAAAUCGAUUUAGAUCCUAGUAAUCCAAGUUAUGAAUUUCAUAUGAUGAUUCAUGAAUAUAGAAAUACAUUGGAUUAUCGACCGUUAACAAAUACAGACCCGAUAGAAGAUCAUCAAAUAUGCGUUUGUGUACGGAAACGUCCUAUGAAUAAAAAAGAACUUGGUCGACGUGAAAUUGACGUGAUAACUGUCCCGAAUAAACAGCAUGUUCUUGUACAUGAACCAAAAACUAAAGUCGACUUAACUAAGUAUUUAGAAAAUCAACAAUUCCGUUUCGAUUAUGCAUUUGAUGAUACUUCAGAUAAUGAACUUGUUUAUCGAUAUACUGCUAAACCUUUAGUAGAAUGUAUAUUCCAACGUGGUAUGGCAACAUGUUUUGCUUAUGGUCAGACUGGUUCCGGUAAGACACACACUAUGGGUGGGGAAUUUCAUGCCCGCGGUCAACAGAAUUGUUCAAAUGGGAUUUAUGCAUUAGCAGCUGCUGAUGUUUUCAAUUUAAAUGCCACUGUGUAUAAACAUGAAAACCUUCGAAUUGAUGCCGCGUUUUUCGAAAUUUACAGUGGGAAGGUUUUCGAUCUGUUGAAUAAGAAGGCCAAGCUUCGUGUCCUCGAAGAUGCUAAAGGUCAAGUACAAAUAGUUGGUUUACGUGAAGAAGAAGUGAACUCGGUUGAUUGUGUUUUAAAACUAUUACAGCAUGGUGCACAUAUACGUACCAGCGGGCAGACAUCAGCUAAUCAACAUUCCAGUCGUUCACAUGCCGUUUUUCAACUUAUUUUAAAGAAACAAUCCACUGGAAAAAUCCAUGGUAAAUUUUCACUUAUUGAUUUAGCCGGUAAUGAACGCGGUGUGGAUACAAGUAGUUCAGACAGACAUACACGAAUGGAAGGUGCUGAAAUUAACAAGAGUCUUUUAGCCUUAAAAGAGUGUAUUCGUGCACUUGGUCGACGUGGUGCUCAUUUACCUUUUCGUGCAAGUAAAUUAACUCAGGUAUUACGUGAUUCAUUUAUUGGUGAUCGUUCACGAACCUGUAUGAUUGCAAUGAUAUCACCUGGUAUGUCGAGUUGUGAACAUACCCUAAAUACCUUACGAUAUGCAGAUAGAGUGAAAGAACUUGGCCCGGGUACACUAUCAGCAAGUAAUAGUAAUACUGAUCUCCCAGCUCCGGGUAAUAAUAAUCAAGCACAAUUGACAGCUCGUAGUUAUUCGUCAACUAGUGGAGUUGGAGGUGCAAGCACAACAACAACUAUUCAAGGAAAUUAUCGAAAUCUUGGAGGUGUUGGUGGUGGUGGUGCAUUGAUCAGUGUGACAGGAAAGAAUUCAUAUCCCAGUAAUGGAGCAAAUACUGGUGUUAGUAGUGGUUUAAUGAACUGGCAGAAUACUACUCUGACAAAUAAUCAUUCCAAUCUAUCUGCUGGCGGUGAUGAUGACCUGGCUAUGCUUCGAUCAGCUAAUGAAGGUGAAGUCCCCGAGGAAGUUUUUCAUUUUCAUGAAGUUAUUGAUCAUAUUGAACGUAUGGAAGAAGAGAUCUGUGAUGAUCAUAAAGCUGUUUGUGAUUCGAUGUCUGAUUGGACUAAAGAGCACUAUUCAUUGUAUAAAAUAUCAAAUCAAGUGGAAUUCGAUGUUGAAGACUAUAGUGCCCGUCUAGAAUAUUUACUCGGCAAACAAGUCAAGAUUUUAUCCUCAUUAAGAGAUAAAGUGACAUUAUGGCGCCGUGAUCUGCGUCAAGAAGAGGAGUUGAGCACUAACUUACAACGAAAUCAUAAAUUAUAAUGUAUCAUUUGUUAUGGAAACAGUUCAAAGAAAAUAUGCCCUUUCUUCUCUCUCUCUUUCGUCUCUCUAUAUAUACUCAUACAUAUAUAACCAAGUGUACAAUUCUCUCUCUGUAUGUCUUACUAUAACACUCAUGUUUGGCUAUCUAAGUGAAUGUAGAUUUAUGAGAUUGCAUGCGCAUAUCCAGCCCAAUUAUAUAUCUGUGUAUAUCGGCUUUCUACUAGUAUACUAUUAUUAUAUACAUUGAACAUUGCCUAUACAACAUAAAAACUGAACGAAAUGGAUGUUUAUCAAAUGCAAUUGAGUCAUCACACGUAUAUAUAUAUAUUAUGCAAUGAUUAUUAUUAUUACUGCUACUACUCUUAUUGUCAUUGUUUCGACAAAUUAAUCAAUCAGUCAAUCAAUAAAUGAAAUGAGUAGGCCUAAAGUUGAUGAGAAGACUUUCAAAUCGAUCGAUCGUUCGAUCGAUUAACCUUAACCCCCCUACACAUAUAUAUAUAUAUGUUGUAAAACAUAAUUUAAUGUUGUUAUCAUUACCACUGUUAUCGUUACUACACUGUCUAAUCGAGUAAUUACUUCGCUAUAAGGUAUCUGUCAACACAACAACCUUUUACAUGUAUGUAUUUUAUUCACAAAAGUGGUCACUUGCGAGCUGGAGGUUCGCUUGACUAGUAGUCGGCUUGAAAAACGAAGACUGUUGCGUGUAUGUGUGUGUGUGUGCGUACGUAUGAGUCUGUGUGUAUACGUCUGAGUUUAUUUUUCGUAUUUUUCACUACACGUGAAUGCUGUUUUGUGUGUGUGUGUGUGCGUAGGUGUGUAAGUGCGUUUCUUCACUAGGCGUUUUAUUUUGUUUAUUUCCUCACCACCACCCUCUUUCAGCUGCUUUUGUGUAGGCGUUAAUGUGGAGAAAAGAGUGCGUGGGAAGAUGGAGGGGGGCGAGAAAUAAUGGAGCUUCUUUUGAAAAUAAUGUGUAUUGUUCUCUUAUACGACUCGCUUGCUUUACACUUACCACCGACUUAUAAAAUCUUGUGUUUUCCACACACACGUGUGUGUUAGUUUGCUAUGCUGUUCUCUCCGGGUACUUAUUUUGUCCCCUUUUUUGUUUUUUUUUGUCUUCUCUCCGGUCCAUUUUGUUGUAUUUUCACUUAUUCUAUACCGUUUCUAUUGUUUGAUCGAUUGCGGUCUCAAUCUUCUUUUUCACAAAUUAAGGAUUGUUAUAUGGUACACAUGCGCAUGUACGCUCACACACGCACACACAAAGUUACAUACAGAAGUCCUCCUGCUUCGUCCAACUGUACACCGAUAGUCUAUCAAAUCGAAGGAUGAAAAGACUUCUUUUUUCCGUUUUUUCUUUUCUGUAUCUUUUUUUUUGAACAACAACUCACUUGACAGUGUGCGCAUGCAUGCAUUUUUGUGCAUUCAAAGAUGUUUUUGAAUGUGUGCGUGCGUGAUUUUGUUUUCCUCUUUUUUUGUGUUUCGUCGCCUUUUUACGCAUAUCUGCCUCUCUGUCUGUGUGUGUGUUGUGUGAGUGUGAGUGCGUGCGUUACUAGGUAUAAAAUAAUAAAAAUCGGAGUUUUCUUAUACAUGGCUUGCUUCUCCAUUUAUUUUGCUGUGACAGUAGCACAGCAUAGCACAUAUAUAGUUCACGGUUUAGUUUCGUUUGGUUUCGUUGUCCUCUCCCCCUUGCUGACUGUUUCUCUGUCUGUCUAUGUGUCUCCUUUCCAGCGUGGGACUUUGCGCUCUACUAUUACUGUUUGUUUGUGCCUCUACCAAUAAUUUUUUUUAUAUAUUUUUGGUUUGCGAAUUACUUUUUUGGGGUUGUGGUGUUGGGAAGGCGAGAUGGGGGGACGCGCGGAGAUAUGUGAGUGAUUAUUGUGUUGUUGUGUAAAGCACAAAUGUAUGAGACCACCAGACGAUGUUUCUCCAGCUCUCUCUCUCUUCCUUUGCUAUAGCGGCCUUUUGCUUCAAUGUUCAACGUUACUAUUGUUGUUGUUUAUUUAGAUAUAAAAUGGUGUGUUUCUUUUUUUUUUCUUGCCCCCCACUCUUAUUUAUACCAACCUAUGCACACACACACACACUACUCACGCAUUCACAGACAUCAAAGACAACUUUUACAUGAAAGGAGGAAAAACAAACAAAGUAAAGAAAAUGUAUUCUGUUAAUGAUGU
Trichobilharzia regenti is the source of this 5312-nucleotide messenger RNA. The record is from the annotation of a GenBank genome assembly. Lineage: Eukaryota; Metazoa; Platyhelminthes; Trematoda; Strigeidida; Schistosomatidae.